UAGAAGCAGAUCAUCAAACUAUUUAAAACUAGAACAUUAAGUUUGAUAUUUAGAUUUUUGCUUAAGGCUGGAUUACUUUUGUUUGACUUGGUUUCGGGGAAAGCUUACUUAAAUGCCAUCUCUUGCUUUGUGCUGUGUGUUCUUACAGUUACCUGUGGAGUAAAUGUGUCCGCUGUAAACCAACGGUUUCCGCUCUUGCCGUGUUAUUAUGAUGGCUAGCUGUUGCUAGCAGGCUAGCUAGCUGUAUGGCUGGUGUUGGUACUGCUGCAAAGAGGGCGAUAAUUAGCUAGCAAGCGGGCGACGCUCGCUCGGCAGAUACUUCGUGGUAGACAGUCAGACAGUUCGCCUCUGUUCACACGGCUGAUAAGACCAUUUAACCGACGAUGCACUGGAAAUAGCGGUAAGGCUGAUCAUCACAUGGGAUUAUGAUACAUAUACUGAGUGGAUUAUUCAUCAUGGCUUUUGAAAUUAUGGAGUGAUUUUUCCGAUUAACAUCAUGCGCGCCGUCAAAUCAGACCUCGUCCACCGCUGCCAGGAUUCCCUGUCCUCACGUUUGGAUUUAUCAGGCGGUUUUUAAAGACCAGCUGCCGCAGCUGGAUGUGCAGUCUUCUUUUUUUCAUUGUGCUUCCAGCUAAACAUUAACUAUGUGUCUAAGCGGGUGGAAUAUGCCCAAAUACAUAUAAAUAUCAGUGGGAAUUUGUGCGUAGGAAGCCCAAAGAAGGAAGUCCAGGACGGGAUAGGUACACAGAAACUAACCGUUCCCAAAGAAACAUGGCCUCGGUUUGGAAGAGACUGCAACGUGUAGGCAAGCAUGCCUCCAAAUUCCAGUUUGUGGCAUCCUAUCAGGAACUGAUGGUGGAAUGCACAAAGAAAUGGCAGCCAGACAAACUGGUUGUAGUUUGGACGCGCAGGAGUCGGCGGAAAUCCUCCAAGUCCCACAGCUGGCAGCCUGGCAUCAAAAAUCCCUACAGAGGAGUGGUUGUGUGGCCGGUACCGGAGAACAUCGAGAUCACUGUUACUCUUUUUAAGGACCCACAUGCAGAGGAGUUUGAAGACAAAGAGUGGACAUUUGUCAUUGAAAAUGAGUCUCCAUCAGGGCGGAGGAAGGCUUUGGCCACCAGCAGCAUAAACAUGAAACAGUAUGCCAGUCCCAUGCCCACACAAACAGAUGUCAAACUAAAGUUUAAGCCCCUGUCCAAGAAGGUGGUGUCAGCCACUCUGCAGUUCUCACUCUCCUGCAUCUUCCUCCGUGAGGGAAAGGCCACUGAUGAGGACAUGCAGAGCCUAGCCAGUCUGAUGAGCAUGAAACAGGCUGACAUCGGUAACCUGGAUGACUUUGAGGAGGAGAAUGAGGAGGACGAGGAGAACAGGGUUAACCAGGAGGAGAAGGCUGCAAAGAUAACAGAGAUAGUAAACCAGUUGAAUGCCCUCAGCUGCUUACAUGGGGAUGAUGAUGAUGAUGGUGUCCUUAAGCGAGCACGCAAAGCAACCGCUAAGCCUGCCGCUUCCUCCCAAGAGCUGAUCAGCAAGCUGAACUUCCUUGAAGACGAGGAUCAGGACACACCUCCUGCCAUGGGUGUCAAUCCGUUUGAUGAGCCUGAAAACGACCUUCAUGAUCCCAACGACUUGAACCCAUUUGGUGAUCCUGAUGAGGAAGUAGAGCCCCCUGCCCAGCCGGUUCUGAGAGAGCGGGUUGAUGAUGAUUCCUUCUAUGACUCAUCAAAUCCAUUUAAUGAUCCCGAUGAAGCGGAGGCUGACAUGGCACCAGGGAACCCCUUUGACGACCCAGACCAGGAAAUGGACCCACAGCCAGACCCAGAGCCUCCCAAACCAAGGCAAAGGAAAGGUGUACGGCCUGUUGAUAUGAGCAAGUACUUGUAUGCCGACACUUCCCACAACGAGGAAGACGAGCUAGAUGAAUCCAACCCAUUCUAUGAGCCAAGGACAUCGAGCCCUACACGGCCACCCGCUAGCGGCCCUUCCCAAGAUGUGGGCAGCAGCCAGAAGAGGAGGGCUCCCCCACCCCCCAGUUUCAGCGCUGGUCUCUGUCCCAGUGCACCAGCUCCCAAACCAAGCUCUGGCCCAGACAGAGAGAGAGCCCAACCAGCAGGGCCCAGCUCUGUCGCAGCAGUAAUGGGGAGAGAGCUGGCGUCCUCUUCCCCUAAGCCCAGUCCAGUCCCAAGUCCAGUUUUGGGUGGGAAGCCCAAUGCCAGCCAGUCUCUGCUGGUCUGGUGUCGAGAGGUCACCAAGAACUACCGUGGGGUGAAAAUCACGAACUUCACCACCUCCUGGAGGAAUGGCCUGGCCUUCUGUGCCCUGCUGCACCACUUCAGACCUGACAUAAUAGACUACAAGUCGCUCAAUCCUCAGGAUAUUAAAGAAAACAACAAAAAGGCGUAUGAUGGCUUUGCCAGUUUGGGCAUCUCCCGUCUCCUGGAACCAUCCGAUAUGGUGCUGUUGGCUAUUCCAGACAAGCUCACUGUAAUGACCUAUCUGUACCAGAUCCGGGCCCACUUCUCUGGCGAGGAGCUCAAUGUUGUGCAGAUAGAAGAAAACAGCAGUCGCAGCACCUACAAGGUGGGUGACUUUGAAACCGAUACCAACGCCUCCAUAGGUCAGGACAAAUUCUAUGCUGAACUGAAUGACGUGCAGCACCGCCAGGCUAACUCUCAACCUGUUACAUCUACUGGUGAUGUUAACGCUGAGUCAAAUGGCAGUAAAGCAGAAGAGGAGGAGGCGAUGGAGCCAAGUUGGAAGGCUGAAACAGGAGUAGUUUCAGCCACCUCGCAAACAGCAGGACCAUUGUCAUCUCCUGUCCCAUCGCCACGUACAGCAUUAUCCACCUCAGUGACAGACUCCACUGGUAGACCAGCUCUUGGGUCCAAUGUGACACCAUCAGGCUCUGAGGACAGGGGGAAAUUUCUCAAAGCCGACACUUUGGACUUAAGUGAGUUACCGCAGAGGGUGGAGAGAGCAAUGGAAAAGGACAGACAGCAGAAGGAUGAGGAGAGGGGAGAGGCUGGAGCAGAGCCAGGCUCCCCCACCAGAAGAGGGGCUUCCCCAUCAUCAUCGUCACCCCACCAGAAACUGGGCUUCUCCUAUAACAGGGAUGCUGACCUCAUUAAGAAGAAGAGGGCCAGCCUGCGUCACUCUGAGUCGGAGCCCUCGACGGACACCAGCUCCCCUUCAGUUAACCACACAGACACGACCCCCAAACAGGAGCCAACACCUGCUCCUGUAUCAAGUCCCCCCGCUGAGAAGAAAGUACUGUCCCGUCAGGAGGAGCUGAAGGAAAGAGCCAGACUUCUACUGGAACAGGCCCGCAGAGACGCUGCGAUGAAGGCUGGCCAGAAAAACUUCCCCAACUCAGCUGUGACUGCACCAGCCAAAGCCACAAGUGUCUCUGAUGAGCGGGAUGCAGAGCGGCGGAGACAGCUGAGAGAACGAGCCAGGCAGCUGAUUGCUGAGGCUCGAUCCGGAGUCAAGAUGUCUGACAUGAGCUUGUUGGAUGCAACCAGCACCGACAGAGCCCGGGGCACCAAGACUGGCCCUACCGGAGAUGUUUUAGAUGGAGUGAGAGGUCGUCCUGAGGAUGGUGGAGUUGAUUUUGAAAGGGGUGAGGAAGAGGAGGAGGAGGAAAGAGCUGAGGAGGAGCAGCUCCAUAUUGGUGGUAGUGGUGAUGAUGAUGAUGAUGAUGGUGGUGAUGGCGAUUCCGCUGUUUUUGCUGCCACAUCUGCGUCUGCUCUGGUUACUAACCCACUGCCAAUUGAGGCCUCGCUUCCAGACACUUCCACCACGCAGGGCACGUCAGAGCUUACUAACCCUGGCUCUGAGCUAACAUCUCUGGGUACAAACAGCAAGAAUGUGGACUUAAAGCUGAAGAAGCUGGUGGAAGUCAAACCAGGAGGAGUCACAUCACCUUCAUCUCCGUCCUCCACGUCCUCGUCAUCUUCACCCACAGCUUCCACUACCUCCCCACUCAGCCCUGCUGAAGGAUUAGAGAAUAACGCAGAUGAGUUGCGAGCAGAGCGGCUGCGCAGGGCGACGGAAAGGUUGCGAAGCCCGGUUGUCUUUAACAAGGACUCUGCAGUCAGGAAAACACAGCUUAAGUCAUUCAGCCAGUAUGUGGAGAGCCGACCAGAGGUGAAGAGACAAAAAUCUGUUCCUGAGGAUAUGAAGAAGGCUGCAGAUGAGAGGGGAUCACCGACAGAUAUUGAUAUUCGCAGGCCAUUUGAAGAGGAGAAGGCGUUCAAAGACACCAGUCAGUAUGUGGUUGGGGAGCUGUCUGCGCUGGAGAGCGAGCAGAGGCACAUAGACGCCCGAGCAGCUCGCGUGGAGAAGAGGCUGCGCUAUCUCAUGGACACAGGAAACAACAAGGAGGAGGAGGAGGCCAUGAUGCAGGAGUGGUUUAUGUUGGUCAACAAGAAGAACGCUCUCAUCAGGAGACAGAACCAGCUCUCUCUGCUGGAGAAAGAGCACGAUCUGGAGCGGCGCUUUGAACUGCUCAACAGAGAGCUGAGAGCAAUGCUGGCCAUCGAGGACUGGCAGAAGACCGAGGCCCAAAAGAGACGAGAGCAACUGCUGCUGGAUGAACUAGUCAUACUGGUCAACAAACGGGACGCUCUGGUCAGGGACUUGGACGCCCAGGAGAAGCAGGCCGAGGAGGAGGACGAGCACCUGGAGAGGACGCUGGAGCAGAACAAAGGCAAGAUGGCCAAGAAAGAGGAGAAGUGUGUCCUUCAAUGAUUGUCAUGUCAGUAAAUAAACCAACAAAUGUAGCCGAUAAAAGAAUUGUACGAUUAUUAUUAUUGGUUAUUAUUAUUUGAUAGUGGCUUUCCUAGACAUUUCUAUCACCUUUAUUGAAACCCUGAUGUGGUUUUUGUUUUGGUCAAAUUAAUCCCAGAGACUCGGCUGAAUUUAUGGGCCCUGCGAUGCCUUUGCACCAACUUUUUACUGACUCAAACAGUCUCUUAUAUACAAAAUAUUUUUUAUUUUGAUUUUUUGUUUUUUGUUUGCUUUACCAGGAGAGGUACUUAUAUGUAAUAUAAAUAUGUAUGAGACAAAAGCAGUGCAAACCCUACAGACUGUUAAAGAUGUUUGUGUGUAAUAAUGUUUGAAAGCUGAGCAGCAGCACAACCUUUUCUGUGUGAAAGUAGAGAUGAGUCGGUUUAAGGUACAGCACAACAGGGUUUACUGUGGGGACUCGUUCUUGUUUUUUUUUUUUCUUCUUUUUUUCCAUCAUUGAAAAGAUGAUGUGGAGUUGACAUUUCAGUUGGACUUUAAAAUGAUAAAGAUUAUAAUUUCAGUCUUCUAAAGCUACUUCAUUACUUGACUGUAUCUUUUUAAUUGUUUCACUCACAAGUUUCUACUUGUAAAAUAUCUUAAAGGGGAACGCGUUAACGUUCAUGAAUCAUGCAUAAAUUUACCUUUCCUAUUGCUUUUUUAUUGUCUUGGCUUGAAAGCAGUUUACCAAACAUUUGAGAGCUGGUUCAGCUUAAAAUUUCAUGUUUUAAAUAAUGUCUUGUUGUAUAUUUUCAUCACUGCUCUGACCAAUAUCUUCCUAAAUCCCCUUUUGGAGGGAUUCAUGCAGUCAAAAACAAAAGUAUAUAUAAAUAUAUAUAUUAUUUAUUGCCGUUUGUCCUUUAAGCUGCUUGUAAGUGAACUACCAUCACAUUUCAUGUGCAUUUUGCUCAACUUGGUUUCUAUUUAUUGUAUACUGAAGAAGAGAAAAUAUGCUUCCACAUGCAUCUCUUAUAGCUUCACUUUUGCAGAUGUCAUUUAAGUGUGAACAUUUAUCUGUUUAUUUAUUCCAGUGUCAUAACCCAAGUCUUCAAUAAAGUCCUGUGAUUUCAUACUCCA
Molecule: messenger RNA, 5859 nt
Organism: Sphaeramia orbicularis (orbiculate cardinalfish)
Lineage: Eukaryota; Metazoa; Chordata; Actinopteri; Kurtiformes; Apogonidae
Gene: ehbp1
Product: EH domain binding protein 1
Exons: 26
Coding region: 772-4746 (1324 amino acids)
Molecular function (GO): protein binding
Source: RefSeq, a predicted model, not a curated record